Molecule: messenger RNA, 779 nt
Organism: Chaetomium strumarium
Lineage: Eukaryota; Fungi; Ascomycota; Sordariomycetes; Sordariales; Chaetomiaceae
Exons: 2
Coding region: 190-690 (166 amino acids)
Source: RefSeq, a predicted model, not a curated record
CAACGCGGUCUGCGACCGGGCAGCUGUUCUUGAGAAGAGGGAACAUAUUGUCAACGCUGAUUUGUUUUCAAACCAACCAACCGGGCUUGAAGUCCACUUUCAUUCAUUCACUCACUCCUAUCUCCUCCCUCAAUCAGCACCCCGCCAUAUCCGCAGUUCGAGCCGCCAGAUUUCAAAGCGCCACUCAACAUGCUCACCUGGGCCCUCACCUUCCUCUCACUCACCCUAUUCCUCUCCACGCUUUCCGUCGCCGCGCCCACACCGCAGCCAUGGUACGAGAAAUACCACCAGCCUCGCGUAGCCGUUCCACAAACAUACUACGAAGCCGUGUCGCUCCGGAGACAAACCCCGAUCACCCGCAACGUCGUCCAAGAUGUAGUCUGUCUCGAUUCUAGCGUAAACUUCAUCGAAUACGACGAGCACGCCGCCAUGCUAGGCAUCUGCGGGGGCAUCGCCGGGUCAUCGGUCGGUUCCUGCCGCGGGUCGCCCGCCACGACGACGGGCCGGUCCGGCAAGGCGCAGUUCACGGCGCGGGCGACGCAGAAGGGCGCCACCAUCAGCAUCUCCAAGGACAGCUGGGCCGCGUGCGUCGGCGCCGCCAGGCAGGCGUGUCCGAAGGGCAGCUUUCGCGGGGUCUGUCUCGGCGGUGCGACGAGGGGGGAUGUUGCGUUUGAGCUUACUUCUGUCUGAUUCAACCUUGUCUCUUCGUUUUGGAGGUUAAAAAACUAGGAGACGGGUAGGUAGAUGAGUGUCCUGGUGGUGGUUUUGUGCUUUUUUGG